GUAAGGAACUUUGAUACUGAGGAAGGAAAGCAGAACAUAUGACAAAGUCAUCACUAGAUGUCAGGAAAAUGACGUAAAACUUUCGUGAUGACAAUCAAUGAGGAGAUUCCGCCCUUUCCAGUCCUCGCUGUGUUUCCCCUCUGGUACUUAGCUCUGAGAUCCUGAUUUGCAACAGGACAAGUGCAAAAGCCAAGUAAUUAGGGUGAUAGCAAACAUCACAUAACAGGUCGUUGGGCAGCAGGUCAGUGAAAGCGGCUUUGAUUGGUUCAUUGGUGAUCUAUUGUUAAUCAUAUGCAUGAGUUCUUGGGCUUAUCCGCUUCACGGUUUCAACGUCUUGUCCAAGACGUUUUUGCUGAUUAAAAAUACAAAUUAAAGUAACGAAAUGUUGACAUUAUUACAGAAAAUACAAUUAUUAUGAGAAUGAUAAUGGUUUAAUGUUAAAGAGAGACAAAUACGCAAAAAGGAUGAGGGCUGAUUGCAAACUAGUGGCAUUUCUAGCCUGUGUUAUUGUGGCAGCCCAUACAGAUGCAAGUAACUUAGCAACAGAACAAAGGACAGUGAAACUAGCACAAGGGUAUCAACAUACAGCCAGGCCUCGAAGGACAGAGAUUAACCCAGAAAAUGUGACAGUCUCAAGAUUCAGUAAAAAAACACUUAUAGAUAUAACGGGAUCUGAAUUCCCAGAAACAAACUAUCAACAGCCGGAAUUCUUUUUUGAUACUAUGCACGACUUUGGUGAUUAUGACAAUGAAGAAAUCUUGAAACAAAGUGAAGGAAGGCUAGAUGGCGACACCACAACUUCUGGCAACAGUAGAAGUGACUUGGCAGAUAGCAAGCAAAAUGAAUUAUCAAGCUUCGCAUCCAUUACGCAGGAGAAUUUUGAUAAUGAUCAGCUAGAGGCUAUCGACCAAGCAAAUGAACAAGCAAUGGAAAACCGCGGGAAUGACGAGGAGACGUAUCGUUAUGAUGAUGAUGUUAACUCUUUUUAUCCAACAACACCAGCAAAUGCAGGAGCUGGUUUAAUUUUUCUACCUGGCCAAGCUGAUAUUGCGAAAAGAGGUUGGAAAGUCAUUGCAAUGAAAAGAUUUAGUGGAAGCAGUGGAACUUGGACUAUUAAGCUCCAAGUAUGGGAUUGGAGGCGAUAUGUGACAGGAUUCAAAUACGAAUCUGUAGAGUGGGGAAGCGUUGGCGUUCUGGUCGAUGGAACGAUAUCAAAACACAUGUGGAUGGUGCAAAGAAUGGUGUAUAAUAUCUUAUUGAUGUUUCGCAAGGGGUCAAUGUUGAGUGUGGCAUCUUUUGGAGCCAGCGUCAAAAUGGCGACAGAAUUCAAAGCAUUUUCAGCUGCCGCAGAAAUAAAAACUGUUUGUCAAGGAAUUGCAUCAGUAGAAGGCAGAAAGAUCGGAGAAGCAUUAGAGACAUACUACAAAAACUUCCAGGGUGUAAAGACACAAAAACCAAAAUAUAAAAUGGCAAUGUUCCUUAUCGUGAAAGGAGCCACAAUUGGCAACGUUGAUCUUUUAAAAAAAUACGGCGAAAUGUACAAGAAACUUGGCGUUACAAUUUACGUCAUUGGCAUUGGGAGCAAUAUAAAUAUGGAACAGAUGCAAAUGGUUACAGAAAUGGGGAUGAUCUACCAGGCGAAAAACUACGCUGCUGUCAUGACAGGAGCAGGUUUGACAGUUGGAGGGUCUGCAGCUGGAAAAUCCUUGCUUCUAGGAUUGCAAGGAGCUUGUGGUUCAUAUUUUGGAGCGAGAGCUGGAAUUGCUGCUGGUGGCGGCGGCAGUGGUGGAGCUGGCGGUGGUGCAGGCGGUAGUGGCGGCGGAGGCGCUGGUUCAGGCGGUAAGGCAAAAGCUGGUGCCUCUGGAUCUGGUGGUGCAGAAGGAGGUUGGUGGACAUCUUCUUGGACAUGGACAAGUCAUAUUUCUGGAAUUCAGUAUGGAAGUAUCAAAAAAGCAAACAUUGGUUUUGUAAUUGAUGGAUCUAAUGCUGACAUGAUAACUUUCUUGCAAAGAUUCGUUUUCAACAUGAUCAUGAUGUUCCAACAACAAGGUUCUUAUGUUACUAUUAUGGUUUAUGGAAGGGACCAAUAUCGGUUGGCACAUUGGAAAUCAUUUUCAGAUGCUGGUCAAGUUCAGCAAACCUGCACAUCAAUUCCAUAUGUGGAGACUUCAAUCAGAAAUACAGCAAAAGCAUUGACAGAAAUAAAGACUUUGUUCACACAACAAAAAUCAGCAAAAGCUGAAAAUGCAAACGUUCUGUUUCUGCUGAUGACUGGCAGUUCGACAGACAAAUCAGGAUUGACAGCCAUUGGUGGACAACUGAAGAGCCUUGGAAUUAAAGUUGUGGGUAUUGGAGCUGGGGCACAGGCAGCAGGAGUAAAAGCUGAACUUGGCAUGGUUGCCACUAGUGAGCAGUACGUUCGUGCUGGAGCACUGAGUGCAAUUGUGGGUGGUAGCAGCUUUAGUGGUCUGGUUAAAGGUCUCAUAGCAGAUAUUGGACAAGGAAGUUCCGUGAAUGUUGAUUCUGGAAGCUCCAGUAUGAUUUCAGUACAGAAAGAAUGGAACUGGGCAGCUAAAUUCAAGCAACUGAAAUAUGGCUUCCUAGCAAGAGCCAACGUAGGCAUUCUAGUUGAAUCAGUGGCACUCAUUAACUUCGGUUUUGUUCGACGGCUUGUUUACAACAUCGCUAGAAUGUUUGCACUCUCUGGCAGCUACUUUUCCGUCAUUUCAUACGGCACAAGCAUGUACAGAGUAUGCAAUUUCGUACAGUUCAAGAGUGCGGGUGAAAUACAGGCAAUGGCGAUGAAGAUACCCAAGGGAUCAUCAGGACAGGCCUUAACAGGCAAAGCAAUGAAAUUCAUGGGAGAGUCAUUCAAAGAGGCACCGCCUGGCAAUCCCAACAUGCUUUUCGUCAUCACUCAAUCUGGUUCCUCCGAUGAUACAGCAGGUCCUGCUGUACAGCUUCGAAAAGACGGGAUCAAAGUUAUAAGCUUUGGAAUGGGAGAAAAAGUUGACGCUAAACAGCUCACCUUGACAGCACACUCUUCCACGCUGGUGUUUAUGGCGAAAAAAGAGGCGCUAGUUACGUCACUUUCCAGUUGUCAGAGCGCCACCGCUAGAGUUUGUGGAACUGUUGCUGGUGGUGCAGAUUUUGGUGCUUCGGGGAAAUCUGGGAUAAAAGAGGGAAUAUUGGCAGCAAGCUAUGCAGACAUUGUUAAAAACUGGGAAUGGAAGACACAAAACGUUGCAUUUGCUUACGGAGCUUGCAAGAAGGCAAAGAUCGCAUUCCUCGUCGACUCUACCAACCUCCACCAUUUUGACGUUCUCCAGAAGCAGGUAUACAACAUGUACAGACUGUUUGAGGCUGGAACGUCAGUUUCGAUAGUAACAUACGGUGGAUCGACCGAUGAGUCUUUGAUAUCGUUCCGCAGCUAUCAAGACCUUACAGUUUUGCAGAUGGCUUGCCAGUCUAUGGGUUAUCAAGGGACGAAAGGCAGGAAAACAGGUGCUGCUCUAACCAAAAUGGCCAGUGUCUUUGGAGGAGCAUCUGGAGGUGUUAAGCAGUUGUUAUUCCUCCUCAUCACCGGAAAAUCUGAUGAUGACGUCGUUGGGCCGGCAAGGAACUUAGUCCAGAAAGGAGUGUCAAUUUUUGCCAUCGGUAUUGGUAGCAGUGUUGAUUCAAACGAACUAAAAACCAUUUCUAGGUACUACCUAACAACAAAAUGGCGGGGUUUGGUGACGUCGUUGGUCAAAAUUCAAAACACAGUGAUAAAAGUUAAUGGCAAAGGUGCUUCAGCAGAGGUUGAUACUGGUGUGCAACCAGACACCCCGACAGGAAGCGAGGGUAGAGUUGCUACGCUCCCGCCACCUUCAUUUGGUUAUACGUCCUGUUCCGCAACGCAGCCAGUCGGUUCCUUAUCCACCAAAUGGGAUUGGUCCGCAAUGAUAUCUGGAAUAAAAGCUGGUUCCAUAAAGCCAGCAAACGUGAUUAUGCUGAUCGAUAUUUCACAGGAAGUUAACUUCGAAGCACAAAUCCGGUUCUGUUUCAACGUGCUGAGAUUGUUCCAGCUCUCCGGUAGCAGUUUCUCGGUUAUAACAUACGGCUCCAGUGCGAAUGCUAUUGCAGCCGCUAAGACCAUAUCAAGUGAAGGAGAUCUGAAAGCAAUGCUUGCAGCUAUCAAAGCAAAGCAAGAAAAGACUGUAAACUGCGGUCAGGCUCUGAAGACGGCUCGCACAAGCUUCUUUGCUAAGCUAAGAAAGAAUAUGAAAACAGCCAUGUUUGUUGUAUCUCGAAUGAAGAGUACGGACGACGUUUAUAAAGCAGUUGAGCAGCUCAAAGGAGCCCAGUUGACCAUUUGUGGAGCUGGUCUCGGUGAUGAUUACAGUCAAGAAGAAUUAUCUGUCAUGUCAUCAAUUGGUCAGCUAGCCUUUUCCGGAAUGAUGUCACAAGCAGCUGGAUUUGUCCUUAGAAUACAGACGAUGAUGUCGUUCAUAAUGAAUGGUGUGCCAAAAGCGGAUACAAUGACCAGAGAAGCAAUAAAGCAAGCAGCAGGCGCUGAUGCCUAUGGUGGUGCAAUGAACACUGUCCAAACUGGAAGUGCACCGUCUGAGGAAGCUGGCAAACCAGGCUGCCCCAACACUGGCUUCUCAGGUGCAUCUGGUGCUGGCGCCGGGGCUGGUGGCAGUGGGGGAGGCACUGGUGGAGGAGGCACUGGUGGAGGAGGUACCGGUGGAGGAAGUUCCGGUGGAGGAGGUACCGGUGGAGGAGGUACCGGUGGAGGAGGUACUGGUGGAGGAGGUACUGGUGGAGGAGGUACCGGUGGAGGAGGUACCGGUGGAGGAGGUACCGGUGGAGGAGGUACUGGUGGAGGAGGUACCGGUGGAGGAGGUACUAGUGGAGGAGGUACUAGUGGAGGGGGUGCAGGUGGUGGUACUGGUGGCGCUGGGGCAGGUGGCGCAGGUGGUGGUGCUGGUGGGGCUGCUGCUGGUGGUGGUGCUGGUGCUGCCGCUGGUGGAGCUGCUGGUGCUGCCGCCGGUGGUGCUGCUGGUGCUGCAGCUGGUGGAGCUGCUGGUGGUGCUGCAGGAGCAGCUGCUGGCGGGGCAGCAGGGAAUGCAGCAGGAGGGGCAGCAGGAGGAGCAGCAGGUGGUGCAGCAGGAGGAGCAGCAGGUGGUGCAGCAGGUGGGGCUGCAGGUGGUGCAGCUGGUGGUGCAGCUGGUGGUGGUGCCUUAGCUGGUGCAGUUGCUAGCAUCUUGAAUGCAGCAGCGGGUGGAGUUGCAGGCUUAGGAACGGGAGCUGGAGGCGGUGCAGGGCUUAUUGCAGCUGGAGGAAGCGCAGAAUUAAAUGCUGCUGCAGGUGAUGCGGGCACAGGAGCAGGUGCAUCAAAUGUUGCUGUUGGAGGUGGGGUUGCUGGGGGCACAGAUGUGGCAGCAAAAGCAGGUGGCGGUGCUACAUCUGGAGCUAUAAGCCAAGCAGGAGGAAGCGUUCCUGGGGGAUCGAAUGGCGGAUGCCCCGCGGGUUGCAAGCCUUGUAACCAAUGCACAAAAAAGCGACGAAGUUAUUUACGAGAUGACGUCAUUUGCCCUGCCUCAUGUGAGCCCUGUCUAGAUAAAACGUGCAGCGAGGCCAAAUCGAAGUCUUCGGUCGAUCCAAUGCUGCUAAAAAUUGACAAUGAUAAGGGAGAGGCAGAGUCAAACGACAUUGACUUAAACGCUAUCCAAACACUGCUAGAGGACUUUUACGGUGAAAACUCGAAUGGAAAACGGACAAUACGACCCAGAUCAUCACACCAGAGAUUGAGAAAAGUGCGCGAAAAAGUAAAGUAGAGCAAAUGUGAUUGCUUUCUUGGUGUGCAGUAAUAUGAUGAAUAUAACACAAGAAUGGAACAUCAAAAUGACGAGCUGGGGAUGACGAAAAAUUUGUUACAAAAGAACAAGCGUCUGUAACUUAAAAAGCAUGUGAAAGCUAAGCAUAUAAGCUUCGUGUCGGAGCAGAGAUGUUUUAUGUCUCCUAGUAUUAUAGGCACUAAUUGAGUCUCAGUCAUUGUAGGGUUUUCACAUUGAGGUGAAAGCCUGAACAAUAUGCAGUUCGUAAUUAACAUUUGCUUAGCUUGUAAUAAACAGAAAGACGUAACAAAAUGGCGGACAAGGCCCAUAGGCCAUCUCGGAGUUCGCGAGGCCAUGAUGGAGUCCUAUUGUCAUAUAGCUACUUCAAAUCACUCAGAUGAGCAAACCAGCGAAUAAUUCGUGGUAGAUAGAUGCUGUUGUCCCAUUUUUUUGCUAUCCGUGAAACUACUUCAGAAUAUAGAAAAAUACUUUUAUACCGAAAAUCAGAAUUAUGUUUAUUAACCUUGAACCUUGUUUGAGCCAAAGAAGAAUUUACAAGUUUGAUAUAGGCCGCAAUUAUAUUUGCUGCGAAUUUUACCAUACUUGAGUCAUGGCUUUGAAAACUCCGAGAUGGUCAAUUUGACCUAAGUUUAAUUGCAGUCAGUUGCUGCAUUCGUCGAGUUUAUUUAUUAUGUAGACAUGAAACGUAAGGAUAAUAUUCUUGGCGAAAGACACUUGUAGUAGAAAUGGUAAAACUCGUAAACUAGAAAUUGCUACACACCCUAGAUAAAGUAAACAGGUUGCCAUUAUCUUUCCGAUGUGGCAUGAGACUUAGCAAUUCAGCACCUAGUUUGUUAAUACUUAUAGAUUACAUUGAAUGAUCAAAGUUGGUUUCCACUUUUGCUGUAAAUAAUAAUUUGGAUAAUUAUAAAGUAACAAGAUUUUUAAUAAUAUAACAAACAAACUCAAAAGAAAA
Rhopilema esculentum is the source of this 6798-nucleotide messenger RNA. RefSeq lists its product as uncharacterized. NCBI's taxonomy places the organism in Eukaryota, Metazoa, Cnidaria, Scyphozoa, Rhizostomeae, Rhizostomatidae. The record is from RefSeq and is a predicted model, not a curated record.